This is a messenger RNA of Chelmon rostratus (copperband butterflyfish), 5606 nucleotides long. It is a transcript of the gene rerea, whose product is annotated as arginine-glutamic acid dipeptide (RE) repeats a. The record is from RefSeq and is a predicted model, not a curated record. The coding region runs from base 634 to 5271 and encodes 1545 amino acids. Lineage: Eukaryota; Metazoa; Chordata; Actinopteri; Chaetodontiformes; Chaetodontidae. Gene Ontology annotation, molecular function: chromatin binding; sequence-specific DNA binding; transcription corepressor activity. Gene Ontology annotation, biological process: regulation of DNA-templated transcription. The transcript is spliced from 22 exons. Gene Ontology annotation, cellular component: nucleus.
AGAGAGCGUGUGUGUAUGCGUGUGUAUGUGUGUGUGGAAAAAGGAAGCGGAGCCUGUAAACGGCGAACUCGCUGGUUUCCUACCCCUCGAAACAACUACCAGCGCCGCGUUACUUUUCAUGUGGACGCUAUCAGCGACAGCGACACGGCCGAGGGGACAGGAGCCGUUUCGAGGGGGGGGGGGGCUGGUUAACGUUAUAGUGCCUUUUUUCCGCUCGGCGAUCUCGGACGUGAAUAGUCCAUCAGUAAAGUGAAACCGUCUUUUGUUGAAGCAAGUGCUCGCCUGAGCCCCUCCGUGCGGGCAGCGGGUUUUAAAAAAAAGAAACCGGGGAUAAGAAAAAAAAAGAAAGUGUCCGUGUUCGCCUCGUUGUGUCCCGGUUCUUGGAUUUGGCCCAGCUGGCUUAAGUUCGUCGGGUCAUCUCGGGCAAGGAUCGCGUUUUCAACUUGUUUGCAGCAGUCUGUGGGACUCCAAGAAUCAGCAGACUGGCGGCUUUUCUGAAACACUGGGGUUGUUGGUGUGGCCAAAUUUUCCCUGGAUUUGACUGGUAAAUUCAGAAGACUGAAGCCCAGGCUCACAGUCUACCUUUCACGGAGGCCCAGCCGUGAGAGGACUGAGGAAGGCACGUGGCGGAUCAUGACGGCCGACAAAGAGAAGGAGAGGGAGAAAGAGCGGGACAGAGACAGAGACAGGGACCGGGACAAGAGAGAGGCCGGUAAGUCCCGGCGGCAGGACGGGGACCGGGGCGACCGUGAGAGCGAGAGCUCCAGGCCCCGACGCAGCUGUACGCUGGAGGGCGGGGCCAAGAACUAUGCAGAGAGCGAGCACAGCGAGGAUGAGGACAACGACAAUGGCAGCACAGGCGGAGGCAGUGGCACGGCCGAGGAGGCUGGCAAGAAGGGCAAGAAGAAGACGCCGAAGAAGAAGUCGCGAUACGAGCGCACAGAGAACGGAGAAAUCACGUCCUUCAUCACAGAAGACGAUGUUGUUUACAGACCUGGAGAUUGUGUGUACAUUGAAAGUCGGCGGCCCAACACUCCCUACUUCAUUUGUAGCAUUCAGGAUUUCAAGCUGAGUAAACGGGACCAUCUGCUGAUGAAUGUGAAAUGGUACUACCGCCAGUCAGAGGUGCCCGACUCUGUCUACCAGCACCUGGUGCAGGAUCGCAACAAUGAGAACGACUCUGGCCGGGAGCUGGUCAUCACAGACCCAGUGGUCAGAAGUCGAGAGCUCUUCAUCUCUGACUAUGUGGACACUUAUCAUGCUGCUGCUCUCAGGGGGAAAUGCAACAUUUCCCAUUUCUCCGACAUUUUUGCUGCCAGGGAGUUCAAAGCCCGCAUCGACUCCUUUUUCUAUAUCCUCGGCUAUAACCCAGAGACCAGGCGACUAAACAGCACACAAGGGGAAAUCCGAGUGGGACCCAGUCACCAAGCCAAGCUCCCAGAGCUGCAACCUUUCCCCUCUCCUGGUGGCCAGGCUGUGACCGAGAAUGAGGAACUGGUCUGGAUGCCAGGGGUCAAUGACUGUGAUCUUCUCAUGUACCUCAGAGCCGCAAGGAGCAUGGCUGCCUUUGCAGGGAUGUGUGACGGAGGCUCAACAGAAGAUGGGUGUCUAGCAGCCUCUCGAGAUGACACUACAUUAAACGCACUUAACACUCUUCACGAGAGCAGCUAUGAUGCGGGAAAAGCUCUCCAGCGUCUGGUGAAGAAGCCUGUACCCAAGCUGAUAGAGAAGUGCUGGUCCGAGGACGAAGUGAAGCGCUUCAUUAAAGGGUUGAGACAGUUCGGCAAAAACUUCUUCAGGAUCCGGAAAGAGCUGCUGCCCAACAAAGAAACGGGAGAGCUAAUCACCUUCUACUACUAUUGGAAGAAGACCCCCGAGGCCGCCAGUUGUCGAGCCCAUCGCAGACACCGCCGCCAGCCAGUCUUCCGCCGCAUCAAGACGCGAACCGCCUCAACUCCUGUCAACACUCCCUCACGCCCCCCCUCCAGCGAGUUCUUGGACCUCAGCUCAGCCAGCGAAGAUGACUUUGACAGUGAAGACAGCGAACAGGAGCUGAAGGGCUACGCCUGCCGCCACUGCUUCACUACCACCUCCAAGGACUGGCACCACGGGGGCCGGGAGAACAUCUUGCUGUGCACAGACUGCCGCAUUCACUUCAAGAAGUACGGUGAGCUGCCCCCCAUCGAGAAGCCUGUGGACCCUCCGCCAUUUAUGUUCAAACCUGUCAAAGAGGAAGAGGAUGGACUCAGCGGGAAGCAUAGCAUGAGGACCCGACGGAACCGAGGCUCGAUGUCGACGCUACGUAGUGGUCGUAAGAAGCAGACAGCCAGUCCUGAUGGCAGAGCCUCGCCUACCAACGAGGAUUUGCGCUCCAGCGGACGUACCUCACCCAGCGCAGCAAGCACUGACAGCACUGACAGCAAGACAGACUCCAUGAAGAAGCCCAGCAAGAAGAUUAAAGAGGAGGCUCCUUCACCUAUGAAGAGUGCCAAACGCCAGCGGGAGAAGGGAGCCUCAGACACAGAGGAGCCCGAGAGGGCCAGUGCCAAAAAGUCCAAGACACAGGAGUUGAGUCGGCCCGACUCGCCCUCAGAAUGCGAGGGGGAAGGGGAAGGCGAGGGCGAGAGCUCUGAUGGCCGCAGCAUCAACGAGGAGCUCAGUAGCGAUCCUAAAGACAUUGACCAGGACAACCGGAGCUCCUCCCCGAGCAUCCCCAGCCCGCGUGACAAUGAGAGCGACUCAGACUCCUCUGCCCAGCAGCAGCAGCUCCUGCAGAGCCAGCACCCUCCGGUCAUCCAGUGUCAGCCGGGCACCUCAGCCGCCACCUCAGCACCCCCUCCACCUACAACCUCAGCCCCCUCACUUCCCCCACAGGUCUCCCCCACAGCAGCCUCCACCUCUCUACCUCCCCAGCCUCUGCCCCAGGCAAGCCCGAUGUCUCUUAUCCAGUCAGGAGCGUCCCUCCACCCUCAAAGGCUUCCCUCUCCACAUUCACCUAUGACUCAGGCCCCGCCUCCUGGCCCCCCAGUCCCACCUCAAUCAUUACCCAGCUCGCAUCACGGGCCCAUGCCUCCCAUGCCACAUCCACUUCAGCCUGGCCCCUCACACAUGCCUCACCCUCACUCCAUGCCCCCCCAGGGCUUCCCUGUGAAUCAGUCUCAGGUCCCACCCCUGCCAAUCUCUGGCCAAUCACAGCAGAGGCCACACACGCCUCCAUCCCAGUCAUCAGCUCAGAGUGGAGGCCAACCUCCCAGAGAGCAGCCCCUGCCCCCUGCCCCAAUGUCCAUGCCUCACAUCAAGCCCCCGCCAACCACACCCAUCCCUCAGAUAUCCAACCCACAGUCCCACAAACACCCACCCCACGUGUCAGCACCUCCAUUCCCUCAGAUGCCUUCAAACCUGCCUCCACCUCCUGCCCUCAAGCCCCUCAGCUCUUUAUCCACCCACCACCCUCCAUCAGCACACCCACCUCCCCUCCAGCUCAUGCCUCAGGGGCAGCAGCUUCAGCCCCCCCCAGCCCAGCCUCCAGUCCUCACUCAGUCCCAGAGCCUCCCACCAUCAGCCAGCCACCAACCUCCUCCAGCUCCUCCUCUGCCGCCCUCCGCAGCAGCCUCACACCCAAACGGGCCACCGCAGCCGCCAUUCUCGUCUCAUCCUUUCAAUACAGUUCUACCUCCGACGGGCCCUCCCCCAUCCUCAUCAAACUCUAUGCCUGGCAUACAGCCUUCCUCUUCCUCAACUCCAUCCUCCUCCAUCUCUAUGCCACUGCCUGCCUCGGUCGCUUGUGCCGGCCCGGGCCCGACACUCCCACCCGUACACAUCAAAGAAGAGCCUCUGGAUGAGACAGAAGAGCCAGAGAGCCCUCCACCCCCUCAGAGAAGCCCCUCCCCAGAGCCCACUGUCGUCAAUACGCCCAGCCAUGCCAGCCAGUCAGCACGGUUCUACAAGCACCUGGACCGGGGUUACAACUCGUGUGCGAGGACAGAUUUCUACUUCACUCCCCUGGCUUCAUCCAAACUGGCCAAGAAGCGAGAGGAAGCUCUGGAGAAAGCCAAGAGGGAAGCAGAACAGAAAGCAAGGGAAGAGAAGGAGAGGGAGAGGGAGAGGGAAAAAGAGCGAGAAAGAGAGCGGGAACGAGAAAAGGAAGCAGAGCGAGCCGCGAAAGCCUCCAGUUCCUCUCAUGAGGGCAGAAUGGGUGAACCUCAGAUGGCCGGCCCCGCCCACAUGCGUCCACCCUUCGACGGCCCCCCCACUACGAUUGCAGCUGUGCCUCCGUACAUUGGCCCCGACACCCCUGCCCUGCGCACCCUCAGCGAGUACGCGCGACCUCACGUCAUGUCCCCCACCAAUCGAAACCACCCGUUCUUUGUGUCCCUCAACCCCGCAGACCCCCUGCUGGCCUAUCACAUGCCCAGCUUGUACAAUGCUGACCCCGCCAUGCGUGAGCGCGAGCUACGAGAGCGGGAGAUGCGAGAGAGGGAGAUUCGUGAGAGGGAGCUGAGGGAAAGGAUGAAACCUGGUUUCGAGGUUAAGCCUCCAGAGAUGGACACACUCCACCCUUCCACAAAUCCCAUGGAGCACUUUGCCCGGCACGGGGCCAUCACGUUGCCCCCCAUGGCCGGCCCUCACCCCUUUGCCUCCUUGCAUCCAGGCCUGAACCCAUUAGAGCGUGAGCGGCUGGCCCUCGCCGGGCCCCAGCUGCGGCCAGAAAUGAGCUACCCAGAGAGGUUGGCUGCAGAGAGACUCCAUGCUGAGAGGAUGGCCACAGUGGCCAACGACCCCAUCGCCCGUCUACAGAUGUUCAAUGUCACGCCACACCACCACCAGCACUCACAUAUUCACUCCCAUCUCCACCUCCACCAGCAAGAUCCUCUUCACCAAGGUGGUGGUGAAUGUCUUGUGUGUCCUCCAGGUUCGGGGGCCCAUCCCCUGGCAGUAGAUCCCUUGGCAGCAGGACCUCACCUGGCCCGCUUCCCUUACCCGCCCGGCGCUAUCCCCAACCCUCUCCUCGGCCAGCCACCGCAUGAACACGAGAUGCUGCGCCACCCAGUCUUCGGUACUCCAUACCCACGGGAUCUACCAGGGGGCCUGCCACCGCCCAUGUCCGCAGCACACCAGCUGCAGGCCAUGCAUGCCCAGUCAGCUGAGCUCCAGAGGCUGGCCAUGGAGCAGCAGUGGCUCCACGGCCACCACCACAUGCACGGAGGACCACUGCCUGGCCAGGAGGACUAUUACAGCCGGCUGAAGAAGGAGAGUGACAAGCAGCUGUAGCCAGCCAAGGGAGGCAGCGACUGACAGGUGCAGGACACGGGAAGUUGUUACAGAGUUGUUACAUUCAGUUUUGAAGAACAGAAAAGGCCAAGUGGAUCGUCUGAGAAUUCUUCUGAUAUUUGGUUUCUGUUCCUGUCAAGGACUUUUGUUUUUUUUUUUUUUAAUUAUUAUUUUUUCAAGACAUUGACUUUCUUUGGUAUAUAGCCAGUAGUGACAACGUCCUCAAGACUCCUGCAUGACAAGCUUCCCUGACGUUUUUUUUGUAGGUGCUAGAACAAGACACUGUGCUUAUCAACAAAAAAAAAAGAAAGAAAAAAAAAAAAAGACAAGACCGG